AGAGAUGUAGUGUAGUGCAUCCAGUGAAUGCUGAUUAUGUUGAUGUUGCAGGAGUUUACCUGUGUCAGUUUUCUGAUUUACUUCAAAUCGGCCCCAUCGAGCCUGGGUCUACAGGAAACAUCAUCAUAUUUAAAGUUAUGAAGGGUAAAGUGAAGAGUGUACAUGACUGUAUGUCCAUAAGUAUGGAUCCUACACCUAAAUUUGACAGCCACUUCUCCAAGAACUCAACCAGAGUGACGUCCUUACAGUCGUACAGGGCAUUCGAGUACACUCAGCAAUACUUCUACGAGUAUGUGGAUUUCGAGGUUUCGUCCAGGCCGAGACACGUGUGUCCGUAUGCGGUGGUCUCUUUUUACUUUAAAGGCAAAGAGGCGUCAACUGUGGCCCCCAAACCGCUGCCUCCUCUCAGGUCCAACAGCCAGCCAUCAGGGACGAGCAAAGGCAGGCGCUGUUUUACGGUAUGGCGGGGACAUUUUUUGAAUGGGGGGAAAGACGUAUACCAGGCCAGCCUUCGCUCGCUCUCUCUACCUUUCCUGCCCUACAAACUGCCAGAGAAGAUUGAGAUGGGUAAAGUCAUGAGCUUGCAGCAGGUCAAGCAGAAGAUCCCAUCUGCCCUCUUCUCCUGGAGUCUCUACACAGGCAGCCAUGAAGUGUCCAAAAGUGGCAUGUUCUGCAGUCUGUUUGACGUGGUGGAGAAAGACAAAGCUUUUCCGAGCUUGACAGCAUUGCUGCAGAAACUGGAGGAGGAGGGUCUGGUGCUGGUGAAUAUGGUGAAGGACAGAGGUUUCCUCUUCUUGCUUUCUGCCAGUCAAAUGGCCAACUCAAGCGAGCGACAAGGUGGUUGGAAAAUGUCCUCAAUACAAGCACUUUUUAUUUACCAUGAGAAGCGUGACUUGUUAAAGAUCUCAUCAAAUCCUUCUAAGAGCUGCAGACCUGUGUCAUCACAGCAUCACAGUCCCAUCAUGCCCCAGCAUGAUUCGUUCAUCUCCGCUCUUCACUACACCCUCAACAAGGCUCGCGGUGACCCUCCUGCUGAUCUCAGCGCCACCAUAGAGCAGCAGGUUUACGACUACCUCACUAGCCUUCGUGAAGGCCAAUCUCCGCAGCGCAUCCGGACUGACUAUGACCCCAAACUGGACGUCAGGGACAAGCUCUUUCCGGCACCCAGGCAGAAGACCAACUGGGAGAGCUUCGUGCGGCCCUACAUCUACAAACCAGCCGUGUUUACUAUGCUUCUGGAGAACGUGAAGAAGAAGGUGGAGGAGCUCCGGGUUCAGACUGAGAGAGCAGCCCCUCAUAAUGACCCGGUGAAAGUCAAAGAGCUGCUGAAGCUCAUCCAGCUGAACAAGAAGAGCUCGAAGGGAAAGGCGGGAGAUCCAGAGGCGUCGGGGGACACCUACACACUGAAGAGGAAGGUGGAUCUCGUCACUCAUGAAGGAAGCUCAAAACGCCAGAGAAAUCAGCCCAACGAAGAACUAAGAGAAGCGGAUGAGAGACAGUCCUCUCCAUCUCUAGCCAAUGUUCUGAGCAGCGUCAGCCUUCAGGACACAGACCUGAGGAAGGACAAAACUCAGGGAGCGCUGAAGAUCAUGGAGAUCCUGGACGGCUUUGGAAAGACGAGUCUUGACACAGACCUGCGCAGAGACAAGACCCAUGGGGCGCUGGAGGUCAUAAGGCUGAUAGACAACAUGACCAGAAGCGCCGCAGAGUCACCUGACGACACAGAGAUGAAGGAUGACACCGCUCUUUUGAACAGCAUGGUAAGACUCGGCCUUCCGACUGACCGUGACAUUGACUUAAGGAAGAGUUUUGUGGAGGAUGAACCCGAGAGGACCGACUGUCUGGAGAAAAAGCGUGCAACAGACUACAUAGAGAAGACUCGGGUGAAGAGAGGGAAGGUGGGUGAGAGUUUGCAGCAGAAAGGGAAUCUCAUGCAGGAGGAGACCGCUGGUAGUUUGAGUAGUUUAGAAGCAUUUAGCCCUUAUUCAGAUUCUGGAGGACAGCAGCGUGGCAUUAACCUGCUCGGAGAAAAGACCAUUCCAUGGGUCCUGAUACCCAUCACAGGUCUGAAAACGGAGAGAUAUUCCCAGAGACAGAUGGACUAUCCUGAAGAUCCACGCUUCGUUCAGAACCCAACCGUGUCUACACAUGCCACACCUGACACAAAGGACCUGUCCCCUCCCUACCAGCCAGACAGCAGCAGCACAGCGGUGGAUCUGGAUGUGCAGACGGCAGCAGAGGUUGAGGAUGAAGAGCUCGUCGCUCCGGCUCUGAACACAGAGUGUCCUGCAGACGGCAGCAGCUUUGACCACAUAGUCGAUGAGCUCGUCUCUGGCUUCUCUAGUGAGGUGGAGCAGCUCUUGAGGGCCAAACGUAUUUAUUUUUCUUGCUCCAACACUCGAGGCUCACGAGAACCUCUCCAGACUCCAGCUGUGCCACUUUCCAAUUACGUGUCAAACUACAACACUCCGUUUCCCAUCAGUAACUACAUCAGCUCUUUCCACGACAGCCUGAUGAUGUUCAUAGACCCUCAGCAUGUCAGUCGAUACCACAGAGCUCAGGAUGAUGUGACUUCCUCCUCGUCUGCUGCAGAAGUUCCUUCAGAUGUCCCUGAUACAUCCUCCAGCUUUAAUCCGUGUGCUUCCUCGUCUUCAACCUCUAAACCCAGCAGCACCUUUGAAUCAUCUCUGAGACCAUGUUCCCCUUCUAGUGCCCUGCCUGAGCCAAUGCCUCCGCCACAACAUCACUCAAGCUUACCCGACCCUGAUCUCCAGCAUCAGAUGUGGGCACUGGAGCAGGACUCGGUGACCCAGAAGACACGGGAAGCCAACAUCCCUCAUGAUGAGAUGAAUGGGAGUCUGGUUGCUGAGACUACGGGAGCUGUGGAGGGUCAAACGGACGCCUCGAUGGGACACACUCAUUCUGCCAUCAGCAGUAUCAUCGAUCAGCUGCAGCCCGAAGUGAUCAGUAACCUGGUGGAGAUCAUCAAAGGAGUUCAGAAGAACAUCGUCUACUUCUACAUCCAUUCCACGGAUGAGGAGGAGAGUGACGUCUGCUGGGAGAUUAAGGAAUAUUUGAAAAAGUUGGGGGAUUUGGAGUGUAAUCCUCAUGGUUUCCUUGAGAAAAGCGGUAGUCUAGACAAACUGCUGGUCAUCAUUCAGAAUAUGGACAUCGCCACACAGGUUCACAAGAUACCUUCUCUGGUUUUCUUGAAGAAGCAUCCGUCUGUGAGCUUUGCUGGCGUAGACAACCUGAGUGACAUCCAGAACCACACCUACAACGAGCUCUUUCAGUCCGGAGGCUUCAUCGUCUCAGACGAGCAGGUCCUGAACCCAGCGGUCAUCACGGCAGAGAAACUUCAAGAUAUCCUUGAGUACAUUGAGCAGCUCAACUGUCCUCAGAGCCCCUGGAGGUGGAGGGUGCACUUCAAAUCACACAAGAAACUCCGAGAGCACCGCAGGCUCAAACCUGAUGCUUUGAACCUAUUCGAGAUCCUCAAUGAAUAUGAGAAGAGACACAUCGUUGAGAUCCUGUCGUACCACGACUGUGACACUCCGUCACGUCAAGCGCCUGACCUUGACUGUCUAGUGGAUCUGCAAGCCAGAUUCAUCAAACAGCGACACCUGAUAUUUCUGACAGGCUGCCAGUUUGAGAUGUUUCCCCACUACUCCAGCAGUGGCAUCGUUAUUGCCAACGUUGAUGACAUAAAGUUUAUAAUAAGCAGUUUAGCUGGUGGAGGACAUGUGGACAGCGCUCCAUCAGCAGAGACUUACGCCACUCCUGCUCCAGCGUCAUUGAGAGACGAUAGCAUGUCCUUGGACUCGGACCUGGGUUCUCCAGAUCACAGUGUCUCUGUCACAACUGAGACGAGCCACCCGUCUGCACUCGGGACGGAUCCGUGCCCGCCGCUCUCUGAACCUUCUCUCCGAGACCAAGCGAUUGCAAUUCCUGUGCUCACAACAACCAGCCAGAUGCCAAAAGAAUUAGACUUUGUAGCUCUCAGUGAAGCGAUUUCUCAGUUCAAGGCUUCCAAGAUGCUGUCCAAGUCUGACGCCGGUGAAACUCUACAAACGGCUUUUGGAGUUGAUCCUCACCAGAGCUUCCUCAGUCACAGCGAUCUGUCAGAUUCCUAUCCUCAGUACUCCUCGGAAAACCACAGUCUGUCAGCUACUCCACCUGAGACUCCAGUCUCUUGUACGUCAAUCAAAACGGAGUCAGCGGUCACAACAACAGCUGGGGCUCCACUGAGCAGUUCUUCUGCAGUCGGAGCCAGUCGUGAAGUGGUCCACUAUGGAGAAAAGGACACAUCUGCAGCUGUGCCUAAAAACACCGGCAAUAUAGUGAAUACUUCUAAAGCUUGGGAGCAAUCGAGCACAAGCUCCGCAGACACUCGGUCAGGCACGACUAAUGCUGGGAGUGGUCAAACGUCCAAUGAAAACGGAGGUUCAGAGAAGCCUGCAGUGGACCGUGCGAGUUCCUCUGAACCAGCGGUCAGUGGUUUCCUUCCCAGACACGGCAUGGACUGUUUUUAUCCAGCGCUGCAGGGCAGCGGCCUCAUGUUGGCUCCGCACGGUUCCCUGGGUCUGAGCGGCCCUAGACUCAUAUCUCACAAUGGUGCUAUUGGACUUGCACAUCCUCUCCUGAACUGCACCGUUUCCAACAGCCUGGGAGUUGUGGCACCUCCGGUCUUGAGAGGAUUCCUCCCGAAUCCUAGCGUGCAGAUGUCGUGGAACAAUUUAGUUCAAGGUUCGGCAUCGGGGCUGUGGGGUGCUGGCUACGGCAUGGAUGUGCAGCAGAUCCACAGGUCUCCAUUCAUCCAGAGCUGGCAGGGAAAUCCUGCGUUCCAGGGGGACAGCUAUUGUCCCAAUAGAGGAGGAUUUGGUGGCUGGUGAGCCAGUAAUGUGUUUAUAGUUUUCAAACUCAUGUUUACAACUCCGUCUCAGUGCAACUUUUGUAUAAUAGUAGAGAAAUUAAACAUGUCUAGGUUUUCACCGAAAGUGAAUUAAAAAAAAAAAGGGAUUAAUUUCAUAUUUUCCAGAGAACAUUAUAUUUUUAUUUUGCAUGUUGGUCAGACUGAUAAUGUUGGUUAUUUUCCCCUUGUGAAAAAGCUCAAGGCCUUGGUUUUAAUAUUAUUUUUAUAAAGCCGAUAAUAUACAUUAAAC
Sinocyclocheilus grahami is the source of this 5162-nucleotide messenger RNA. RefSeq names its product protein TASOR-like. Gene Ontology annotation, biological process: protein localization to heterochromatin; negative regulation of gene expression, epigenetic. Lineage: Eukaryota; Metazoa; Chordata; Actinopteri; Cypriniformes; Cyprinidae. Gene Ontology annotation, molecular function: chromatin binding. The annotation marks the transcript as partial. The transcript has 20 exons. The record is from RefSeq and is a predicted model, not a curated record. Gene Ontology annotation, cellular component: nucleoplasm; heterochromatin.